Rotaria socialis is the source of this 2187-nucleotide messenger RNA. Lineage: Eukaryota; Metazoa; Rotifera; Eurotatoria; Philodinida; Philodinidae. The record is from the annotation of a GenBank genome assembly.
AUGGCUGUUAAUGAACUUCACAUUUCUCGGAUUAACGUAAUUAAUGUUCAGCACGAUGAAGAACGACGUGAAAUACAACAACUCAACGAUACUUUCGCUAUGUAUCUCAAACGAGUUCAAAAUCUUGAAGAAGCAAAUAAACAAUUAAGUGUUCAAAUUUUAGCUUUAAGAAACCGUUGGGUUGAUCCUAGAAGCCAACGACAUGAAAGUGAGGCAGCUUUAGCCAUUUGUCGACGAGAUCUCGAUACAGUGGCACGUGGAAUGCAAUCAGCUCAAGUACAAGCUAUACGAGCGAACUUGGAUAAAGCAUCGAUAAUCAAUCAAAUUUCUUUCAUAAAAAGACUUAUGGAUGCCCAUCAACAAAUUGCUUUGGUUGCACAACAAGACCUUGAUCGAACCAAAAUCGAGCUUGAAUCGUAUAGUGGCGAAGUUGGUAAUAAGAAAGCAGAAAUUGAACAAAGCAAAAUUGAAAUGGGCGAGCAACUGAAAAUUCUAAAAGCGUUGAAUAAGCGAUAUGAUGAUGAAUUGAUGGCGCGUGUUGUGCUUGAAUCUGAAUUACAAACAUUACGUGAAGAAUUGCUCUUCCUGAUGGCUGUUUUUGAGGAAGAAAAAAGUUCAAUGCUUUCACACAGCUCAUUCCAAAUUGAUAUUAAUCAAUUCUAUCAAAAUGAAAUUAAAUUGUCAAUUGCAAAAAUCAAGAAUGAUUUCGCAAUACUUUCAGAAGCACGAUAUAAGCAAUGGGAAGACUACUAUAAGCUAAAAAUUAAUUACGUGUCACAACAGUUUGCUGACGCGCAUACAGGUGAAAAUUUAGUCGGCGCAAAAAUUGAUAUCAAAACGCUUGCGACAGAUUCAGAAAAAUAUAAACUAGAACUAGCGGAAGCACAUAAAGAAAACGGACGAUUGUCCAUGCUUUUGCAACAACUCGAAGAUGCAUAUGAGGACAUGAAAUUUGAACAUAACAGCAAAUUAACCGCUUUGGACCAAAUGUUCGCCUCGUUACUAGCUGAAUACAAUGAACUUCAAGCAGCCAUUUCAAAUAUUCAUGAAAAUAAUGUUUCGCUUCAAUUCGAAAUAAGUGCAUACCGAUGUAUUCUAGAAGGCGUCUAUACCGUCGAAGCCACGAAAACACGGGAUAUUGCGUUCAUGUGGAAGAACACAUUGACUGCUGCCUUUUCUGCUAUGGAUACAAAAUCAUUAACUGUGUUACGUUGGGCCGAAAAUAUUAAGGCUCCAAUGAAUGGUACUUUACUUACUGUUAAAUUCAACGGUCCCAAAGGAUAUAGUGGUGUAUCAUUCUCAGCUACUUACUACACAUCUCGAGAUCGAAUCGUCGUUGAAGCAAACAUCGCUGACAGAUUUAAUUUUAGUAACUACGGCGAGUAUCAAGUGACAAUAUAUUAUGCAAAUUCAACAACUAUUAUUGGUACAUGGAGUAUUCAUGUCGAACCGGCUAGUGAUAUUUGCAUGCCGAAGGAACUUAUUAUUCGUAAUUCCAUUAACCAAUUGCUGCCUAACACCACAAUUCAAAUUUCAGCAUCAGGCAAAGUCGUUUUUACUGGUAAAACUAAUGAAAAUGGUGCUAUUAGUCUUCCUCGAAAUUUACCACAGAAUUGUUACGAUAUCGAAGUAAAUACAAACAUGGCUCAGUACAAAGCUACAAUAAUUCAAAGAAUCAUGUAUCCCAACAAAGGUGCAGAUUCGAUUACAGUCUUUAUCUAUCGUCAAAUGCAACCUGAUGAGGUUGAAUUUCUACUCAUGUGGGGAGAAAAACCAAAGGAUCUUGAUUCACAUUUGUAUGUUUCCGAUGGACGACACGUAUAUUUUCAAGUACAAAGUGAAAAAAAUGUGUCUCUUGAUUGCGACUGCCGAGAUGGUAGUGGGCCAGAAACUAUUAAAGUGAAACUUGAACCUAACAUGAAAUAUGUUUAUGCUGUUCAUAGAUUCAGCAAAGAUGGAGAAUUAGCAAGAUCUAAUGCAAAUGUUACUAUUAGUACCAAUGAAAAUGUAGGCGCAGGUUUUCCCUACCAAACUAUUGAUGUUCCAUAUGUUGAUCAACCCGAUGCGAACUUCUGGGUUGUCUGCCAAAUUGAUGGACGAACAAAGAAAGUCACAUUGUUCGACCGAAAAUUUGAAAACCAAGAUGAUUUCACUCAAUCGAUGCUAGAACGAUAUUACUCGCCUUGA